Molecule: messenger RNA, 543 nt
Organism: Pleurotus ostreatus (oyster mushroom)
Lineage: Eukaryota; Fungi; Basidiomycota; Agaricomycetes; Agaricales; Pleurotaceae
Gene: NIP7
Product: ribosome biosynthesis protein nip7
Exons: 6
Coding region: 1-543 (180 amino acids)
Biological process (GO): ribosomal large subunit biogenesis; ribosome assembly
Cellular component (GO): nucleolus; nucleus; preribosome, large subunit precursor
Molecular function (GO): RNA binding
Source: RefSeq, a predicted model, not a curated record
AUGCGCCCCCUCACAGAAGACGAAUCAAAGGCCGUGUUCACGAAACUAGCAAACUACAUCGGAAAGAAUCUGAUACAUCUCAUCGACCGGCCAGAUGAGCCAUAUUGCUUCAGGCUGCACAGGGACCGUGUUUUCUAUGUCUCCGAGUCCUCGAUGCGCCUAGGAAUAUCCGUAGCUCGACCCAAUCUCGUCAGCCUAGGCACAUGCUUUGGUAAAUUCAGCAAAAGUGGCAAAUUCAAGCUGCACAUCACCUCGCUCGACUAUAUCGCGAAGUAUGCCAAAUACAAGGUGUGGAUUAAGCCGAAUGGCGAGAUGCCAUAUCUGUAUGGCAAUCACAUACUCAAGGCCCACUUGGGCCGCAUCACUGAAGACACUCCAGAACACCAGGGCGUGGUCGUGUACAGCAUGAAGGACGUGCCUUUGGGUUUUGGGGUUACUGCCAGAUCGACCGUAGAUACCCGCAAGCUUGAUCCAACAGCCAUCAUUGUCUUCCACCAGGCAGAUGUGGGCGAGUAUCUAAGGGAUGAGGAAACCUUGUUCUGA